Molecule: messenger RNA, 912 nt
Organism: Geodia barretti
Lineage: Eukaryota; Metazoa; Porifera; Demospongiae; Tetractinellida; Geodiidae
Source: the annotation of a GenBank genome assembly
AUGGACAUCGGCACUAUCGGAGUGAUCGGAAUAGGCACGAUGGGCAGCGGCAUCGUGGAGGUGGCGGCCCGCAACGGCCUGCGAGUGGUGGCCCAGGAGGCGUCGCCGGAUCUUGUGGAGGCCGGCCGGAGCCGUGUCGAGGGGUCGAUGGACCGGGGCGUCGCCCGGGGCAAGCUCGACGAGGCCACCCGCGACGCCGCGUCCGCGGCCGUCACCUGGACCACCGACCUGGGCGACCUGGCCGGCUGCGACUCUGGUGCUGGAGGCCGUGCCGAGAUCCUGGCGCUGAAGUUGGAGAUCUUCGGCGUGCUCGACCGGGUGCUGGACCCGUCGGCCAUCAUGGCCACCAACACCUCGUCGAUCCCCAUCAUCGACGUGGCCAUGGGCACGACGCGCCCCCAGCAGGUGCUGGGCAUGCACUUCUUCAACCCGGCCACGGUGAUGAAGCUGGUCGAGGUGAUCAGCACCCAGCUCACCGCGCCGGAGGUGACCGAGGCCGCCACCGCGUUCGCUGCCGACACCCUCGGCAAGCGGGUGGUCGCGGCCCCGGACCGGGCCGGAUUCGUGGUCAACAAGCUGCUGGUGCCCUACAUCUGCCAAGCCAUCGAGAUGUACGAGUCGGGCCACGCCUCCGCUGCCGACAUCGACGACGCCAUGAACUGGGGGCCGGGCACCCGAUGGGGCCGCUCACCCUCGCCGACCUCAUCGGGCUCGACGUGUGCCUGUUCACGGCCGAGUCGUUGUACGCGGAGUACGCGGAGCGGUUCUACGCGCCGCCGCCGCUGCUGCGCCGCAUGGUCGCCGCGGGCCGCCUGGGCCGCAAGACCGGCCGCGGCUUCUACGAGUACUGAGCCCGCGGGGCGAGGGUCCGCCCCGCGGCCGCGGCGGCACGGGCCUCGACGCCCCCUGUGA